Molecule: messenger RNA, 4333 nt
Organism: Grammomys surdaster
Lineage: Eukaryota; Metazoa; Chordata; Mammalia; Rodentia; Muridae
Gene: Enpp1
Product: ectonucleotide pyrophosphatase/phosphodiesterase 1
Exons: 25
Coding region: 1-2718 (905 amino acids)
Biological process (GO): ATP metabolic process; regulation of bone mineralization; nucleoside triphosphate catabolic process
Cellular component (GO): cell surface
Molecular function (GO): polysaccharide binding; nucleic acid binding; metal ion binding
Source: RefSeq, a predicted model, not a curated record
AUGGAGCGCGACGGCGACCAGGCAGGGCACGGGCCCCGGCACGGGCCAGGGGGAAACGGACGCGAGCCCGAGUCUCCAGCCGCGGCUUCGCUGCUGGUGCCCAUGGACCUAGGGGAGGAGCCGCUGGAGAAGGCGGAGCGCGCCCGCACCGCCAAAGACCCCAACACCUACAAAGUGCUGUCGCUGGUUUUGUCAGUAUGCGUGCUAACAACUAUUCUUGGUUGUAUAUUUGGGUUGAAACCAAGCUGCUCCAAAGAAGUAAAAAGUUGCAAAGGCCGCUGCUUUGAAAGGACAUUCAGCAACUGUCGCUGUGAUGCUGCCUGUGUCAGCCUUGGGAACUGCUGUCUGGAUUUCCAGGAGACCUGUGUGGAACCAACACAUAUAUGGACUUGCAACAAAUUCAGGUGUGGUGAGAAGAGGCUGUCCAGAUUCGUGUGCUCCUGUGCAGAUGACUGCAAACUCCACAAUGACUGCUGCAUCAACUAUAGCUCGGUGUGCCAAGAAAAGAAGAGUUGGGUAGAAGAAGUGUGUGAAAGCAUCGACACACCACAGUGUCCAGCAGAAUUUGAAUCACCCCCUACACUCUUGUUUUCUUUGGAUGGAUUCAGAGCUGAAUAUUUGCGCACCUGGGGUGGACUUCUUCCUGUCAUUAGCAAGCUGAAAAACUGUGGAACGUACACUAAAAACAUGAGGCCGAUGUACCCUACCAAGACGUUUCCCAAUCAUUACAGCCUCGUCACAGGACUUUAUCCAGAAUCCCAUGGCAUAAUUGACAACAAGAUGUAUGAUCCUCAGAUGAAUGCUUCUUUCUCACUUAAAAGUAAAGAGAAAUUCAACCCUUUGUGGUACAAAGGGCAGCCGAUUUGGGUGACUGCUAAUCGUCAGAAGCUCAAGUCCGGCACAUACUUUUGGCCUGGAUCAGAUGUAGAAAUUGAUGGGAUUCUACCAGAUAUCUACAAAGUGUAUAAUGGGUCAGUACCAUUUGAAGAAAGGAUUUUAUCUGUUCUUGAGUGGCUACAGCUUCCUAGAUAUGAAAGACCACACUUUUACACUCUGUAUUUAGAAGAACCAGAUUCUUCAGGGCAUUCACACGGACCAGUCAGCAGUGAGGUCAUCAGGGCCUUGCAGAAGGUUGACCGCAUGGUUGGCAUGCUGAUGGAUGGCCUGAAGGACCUGGGCUUGGAUAAAUGCCUGAACCUCAUCCUUGUUUCAGAUCAUGGCAUGGAACAAGGCAGUUGUAAGAAGUAUGUGUACCUGAAUAAGUAUUUGGGGGAUGUGAACAAUAUUAAAGUUGUAUAUGGACCUGCUGCUCGAUUGAGACCCACUGAUGUUCCGGAGAUGUACUAUUCAUUUAACUAUGAAAGCCUUGCAAAAAAUCUUUCUUGCCGAGAACCAAACCAACAUUUCCGGCCUUACCUGAAACAAUUCUUACCCAAGCGGUUACACUUCGCUAAAAGUGACAGGAUCGAGCCGCUGACCUUCUAUCUGGACCCUCAGUGGCAACUUGCAUUAAAUCCAUCAGAAAGGAAAUAUUGUGGAAGUGGAUUUCAUGGCUCUGAUAACCUGUUUUCAAACAUGCAAGCUCUCUUUAUUGGCUAUGGACCUGCCUUCAAGCAUGGUGCUGAAGUUGACUCUUUUGAGAAUAUUGAAGUCUAUAACUUAAUGUGUGAUUUAUUGGGUUUGGUCCCAGCUCCGAAUAAUGGAAGUCAUGGCAGUCUCAACCACCUUCUAAAGAAACCCAUUUAUACCCCAAGUCAUCCCAACGAAGAGAGCUUCCUGUCCCAGUGUCCAAUCAAAUCAGUAUCCAAUGACCUUGGCUGCACAUGUGACCCCUGGAUUGUGCCAAUCACGGACUUUCAGAAACAGUUUAAUCUGACCACGGAAGAUGAGGAUAUUUACUCUAUAACUGUACCCUAUGGAAGGCCCCGGAUUCUGCUGAAGCAGCACCGCAUCUGUCUGCUCCAUCAGCAACAGUUUUUGACUGGACACAGCCUGGACCUCCUCAUGCCCCUCUGGACGUCUUACACCUUCCUCAGAAAUGACCAAUUCUCCACAGAUGACUUUUCCAACUGUUUGCAUCAGGACCUUCGGAUUCCCUUUAGUCCGGUGCAUAAAUGUUCCUAUUAUAAAAGCAAUUCUAAGCUAAGUUAUGGGUUCCUCAUGCCACCAAGACUAAAUAGAGCUUCAAAUAAAAUCAACUCUGAAGCACUCCUUACUUCCAAUAUAGUGCCAAUGUAUCAGAGCUUUCAAGUCAUAUGGCACUACCUUCAUGACACCCUACUGCAAAGGUAUGCCCAAGAAAGGAAUGGCAUCAAUGUUGUCAGCGGUCCUGCGUUUGACUUUGAUUAUGACGGACGUUAUGAUUCCUUAGAGAUCCUGAAGCAAAACAUCAGAGUCAUCCGGAGUCAAGAAAUUCUGAUUCCAACUCACUUCUUCCUUGUGCUCACCAGCUGCAAGCAGCUAUCUGAGACUCCUUUAGAGUGCACAGCGUUAGAGUCCUCAGCCUUCAUCCUGCCUCAUAGGCCUGAUAACAUCGAGAGCUGUAUGCAUGGGAAGAGGGACUCUUCAUGGGUUGAGGAAUUGCUGGCCUUGCACAGAGCUCGGGUCACAGAUGUCGAACUUAUCACUGGCCUCAGCUUCUACCAGGACCGACAAGAGUCAGUUUCAGAACUGCUGAGGUUGAAAACACAUUUGCCAAUCUUCAUCCAAGAAGACUGAUUGUUUUUUUAUUAAAAAAAAUACACUAUGGAUCUUUUGGAAAGAGUCUUAUAUUUUAUACAGUCCUCUACACUUUUGCAUUGUUUGGAAACUGUCAAGUGGAGUUACAACUGGGAAUCCUGUGUGGUGCCGAUGUCCCUGGGCUAUGUGACAAGUCAGCACAUCUGCAGAGUGUUCCUGUCCUGUGCCGUGCAGAUUUCCUAUCUAAGAAUUAGUUGUGUUAUAAGGUACUGGGAGUAAGGACACUUCACCUCAAACCCGUAAGUGCUCUUGGGUCUCUCUUAAGGGACACGGGACAGUGAACAUGGUCUAGGGACCUGAUGUUGGAAUUGUAUUGUUAAUAAAACUAAGUAAAGGACUGGGGUAGCUCAUGUCCUACUAAAAAGAUGACUCUGGAUUAAUUUUUACUUGGAGUUUCAGGUUUAAUUAAAUGAGGUCCCAUUUCUAUUGUUUUUGUCUCCUCCUCCAAUAACCAAAUCAUUAGUCUUGUGCUUUUAAAACAAAUUUUAAUUGGAUCUUUUCAAGUUUAGUGGCUUUCAAAAACUGGACUUUGAUGGGAAAUUUGUGAAUUGAGUAUAUCUAGCUUUUAUAAAAGUCACUCUACGUCUGUACACACACAUGUGCACACACGCUUGCACACACACGUAACACACACAUGCGUAACACACUCUUGCACAUGCACACACAUAUGCACAUGCACAUCCAAGUCCUCUUCACUAGAAAUAAAUGAAGACUGAGAAGCCCUGAGCAUGGUUCUGUCAGGCCAUUAAAAUUGUUUCCGUGAAACCCCAGAGCACUCAUUGGCACUUGCAAAGUGACAUUUUUUCAUCCAGAGGAAUGUUUCCUCUGCACAAGAGACCCGACAGUGGGAGAAGGGCUUUGCCUGGCUUAGCUCUUCAAUUUGAAGCUGUGUAGAUCUGAAGAGGAUGCAUUACCCAUCACUUAACACCUUCACUGUGCACACGACAAAUGACACGAUGAUAUAAUUUCCCCUCUGCAUUGAUCCAACCUGUGACCCUCCAGAGGCUGUAUUAAAGUUUAGGUUUCCUGGGUCCACUUUAAUAUAAUAUUAGUCUACCAAAGAUUUUCAUAUGUCCUUCCCAGGAUAAUCAUUCCUUUUGUCAUCUGUAAAGAUGUUUAGAUUAAAAAAAGUGCAGCUGACAUUGAUGUAAUAACUUAGAAGGUGUUUUGUUUUACCCAUAGACUCUGGCAUGCACAUCUUUCAGUCUGUUCUUCCCAUGUUUGGUACUUCCUGCCAGUUUGUCCAGGGCUUUGUUUAGUUUUAUGUUACCUUUUAUCUCAUCCAUUCUGUUCUUGUUCCCAGUGGAUUUGUACAUAAGCUAUUGUUUUAUUUGUAAAAUGUUAUUUGUGUUUUGUUCUUUAUGUCUUCUGUUUGCUGAGAAUUUUAUCGCUUCCAUUGAGUAUCAGCGUCUUCAUUUGUUUCUUGUGUAUCUGUGGUUGACGGAGCAUUGUUAUGAUGCUAUUGUACAGUCCUUGUUGGUACAGCCACAUUUCCAGUGUCCAUUGUUUCUAUACAGAGUUGGUUUUUCUUGUUCUCAACGUAUUUUUCUGCUUCUGAUGAUUGUUUUAAAUUAACACCUGGAUAUUUUAGGCA